Molecule: messenger RNA, 2216 nt
Organism: Jaminaea rosea
Lineage: Eukaryota; Fungi; Basidiomycota; Exobasidiomycetes; Microstromatales
Exons: 1
Coding region: 45-2153 (702 amino acids)
Biological process (GO): DNA repair; chromatin remodeling; negative regulation of transcription by RNA polymerase II
Cellular component (GO): Swr1 complex; NuA4 histone acetyltransferase complex
Molecular function (GO): transcription corepressor activity
Source: RefSeq, a predicted model, not a curated record
CACAUCCACUCGCCUCGCUUCAUCGUCACCCCAGCCCCUUCAGCAUGGCUCAGGCAUCAGGAAGAGAUGCCAGGGACAUCCUCGGAGUCCCUCAGCAGCGAACAGGAGAAGCAUCGUCGUCAUCCGUGUCAACUUCGGCCCCUGCACCUCCUCGCCCGCCCACUGGCCCACCUAUCCUCAAGAAGACUUCGCACAAGUCAAAGUCACGACAGCGUCACGAUGGCAUACACAAGGAGUUACAGGCCUUGCUCGGCGACAAUGCCCCCAGUCUAGCGAUAGCGCAUACCGAGGCGAGGGCCAUGCUCGCCAGCCAAGAAGCGGCACAUGGUGGCGCCGCGGCAGGGGGUCCCCUACGACCCAAGUUCAGGCGAAAAGAGAGAAAGCCUCAGUCGUGGAAGUGGCAGCCAUUCGAGAAUCAAGCACGAUCGGAUGGGCUCAAGCUCAGCCACUGGGCGCCGCAGCAGAACGAUGACGAUUCCACGCCGUACCCUUUCGCUGCCUUCAACACCUCCUCUGGCAUCUACUCCUACUCGAAUGACGAGUACCAACAGCAUCUCAAGGACGAUGACUGGACCAAAGAGGACACCGAUCAUCUCAUCGAUCUUUGCCAGGCUUACGACUUGCGCUUCGUAGUCAUUGCAGAUAGGUGGGAAGCGAAAAGGCCGCGCAGUAUCGAGGACUUGAAGGCGAGGUACUACGCGAUCUGUCGUCGUUUGAUUCGGUCGAGGAUCUCAGUCGAGGAUAUGGAUUCCAGGCAACAGUUGCUUGCUACGUACUCCUUCGACAAGCAGAGGGAAGUAGAGCGCAAGCGCCUAGUGCAGAAGCUCUUCACUCGCACUCCGGCCCAAUUGGCAGAGGAGGAGGCCCUGUAUGUCGAGGCAAGAAGGUUGGAGCAGAAUGAGGCAAAGUUUGCCGCAGAUCGGGAAGAUCUGAUGAAGCUGCUCGGUGGGUGGGAGAGGGUUCCGGACAGCUCGCCGAGGCUCAUUGCUGAGGCGGGGGCUGGCUUUGGGGUUGGCAGUGCGGGACCUCUGCCUGGUACACCUGGGGCAGCGUUGGAGGAGGCUGCUGCUGGUGAGAGGGAUAAGAAGAGGAGGAAACGUGCUGCCGGCGAGGCUGGUGCCGGCGUGGAAGAGGGAGAGGGGAAGACACCUGCCCUUGCUAGCAGUAGCGCCAUGGCUAUCACCUCCGCGACCAAGGACGCUGGCGCUUCCUCCUCGACUACCACCCUCACAUCAAAACAGAAAGCCGAGCUCAAGCAAGCCCACUCGGAUGAGCUGCAAUGCAUCACCCGCUUCGACCCGGACUCGCAGCCGCUCCUGCGGCCCCCUUACCCCUUCUUGCUCGGCACCCCCUCAACUGUCCCGCCCGUCGCUCCUUCCCCUCAAAAUCCCACAUCAUCUCACGGAGUUUACCUCCGUUCCACCCGUCUCCUCACCCCACGCCAGCCGCAGCUCAAUCGCACCAUGCAGACGCUCAGCGAACUGAAUCCACCCAUCGGACCUAGGCUGGUGUUCCCCAAUAGGACCAACUGCGAGAAGUGGGAAGGCUUGCUGGGCGCUGUGACGAGUGGCCUGGAAAUGAAGAAGAUGACAGAUAGGGUAGAAAGCGAGUUGAGGAUUGCGAAGAGUCGCUUGGCAUCUCUGCAGGAGGCGAGGUUGGGCAAGCAGCAGGCGCAGGGCCAAGCCGGUGUUUCGCAGGCUGCGACGGCUUCGGCGACGGCAUCAGGAGGCGCUGGGUCAAGCGGCACUAACAGACGCAGCGCUACUCCUCGCGCGUCAGCCAUCGUUGGCGGUGACCCAUCCGCGAAUCCCACGUCGCGCUCCAACUCAAGGACGAGCAGGAGCCACACGCCUGCUGUCCCUACGGCAGUCAAGCCCAUCUCCCAAGGCGACGACGAGAAGAUCGGAGACAACUCAUUCGAUGGGUCUGGUGGAGAGAGGAAGAAGCGUCGUCGCUCUUCCGGCCUGUCCGACUUGGAUGACGACGACGACGACGAUGAGUGGAAAGAUGCAAGAGCUGGUGCUGGUGCUGAGGAAGGCGGCGAGGCUGACGAGCAGGAUGGCAGUAUGCAGGUGGACGAUGAUGAUGACGACGAUGAUGACGAUGGGGAGGACGGGGAGGAUGAUGAGGACGACGAUGGAGACGAUGACUAGCUGCCGCAGUCGAAUACAAAGUCUCGCCACGAGUCAUGCAAUCCUCACUCGUACUGCACUGCA